Messenger RNA from Planococcus citri (citrus mealybug), 983 nucleotides. RefSeq lists its product as uncharacterized. Gene Ontology annotation, molecular function: odorant binding. NCBI's taxonomy places the organism in Eukaryota, Metazoa, Arthropoda, Insecta, Hemiptera, Pseudococcidae. The transcript has 7 exons. Bases 169 to 780 code for a protein of 203 amino acids. The record is from RefSeq and is a predicted model, not a curated record.
ACUUCCAGGAAGAGUUAAGAUUUUUAAAUCUUAUAUUCGUGGUCAAACACUCUAUUUCGUCCAAACGUGUAUCGUGAUAGUCUCCUGCCUUGUCGUGUGUUCAUCAUAAUUCAUAUCAACAAAUUCUAAUUUUUUGAAGAGUACCUAUCUUUUCAAAGGACAUUCAAGAUGAAAUCAAUUGCGUUAGCUGCAGUGUUCAGUUCUGCUUUAGUGUUUGUGGCAGGACAGGUUUCAGAACAAGAUGAAGUUCACCAAAAAGUAGUCGAGAGAGAAGACGAAGUUUACAAGCAGUGUAAGGCUGAGUUUCCAGUCGAUGAAGAUAUUCGUAAAAAAUUAGCAAGAAUGGUCACCAAAGGAGAAACGGUCCCGAAAGAUUUCCAUACAACAGAGUGGUGUAACCUGUACUGCAAUCUGGAAAAACUUGGAUUCUUCGAUGCUCAAGGUAAAAUGCAAGUUCGCAAGAUUUUCAAAUUCGUGCUUAAAGCCCUUCCUGAGAUUGUACCCAACAGUCACUCGCUUUUGGUUCACUUGUUCCAAAUUUACAGAUCGACCAAAGAUAUGGAAGAUGAAUGUGAAAAGGCUUUUGUAGCAUAUUAUCGAUUUGUUGAAGCUGUUAUGGCAGCUACUAUAGCUGCCGAUUUGAAAGCAAAUGAAGCCAUUAGUGAUAAAGUUGUACAAGAAGUAUUGGAUGGUGUAACUGUACCGAAAGAUUUGGAGGCGUCUAUGGAAAAAUCGUUGAAAAAUACCGAGUAUUUCUUCGAUCUUACAAUUAUGAAAUAAGUAAUUUUAUUGCUACUCUCGAUAUCAAUGAGGAGACUUUUUUUUUUGUCCAACUAUUGCCAUCAAAUUGUGCUGUACUUAGUGUUUCCUAUAUUGUAUUCAAUCUAAUUUUAAGGAACUAGGCGCCUAUAAUAAAAUCCGUUUACUUCUCAAAACUGAUUCAAUUAUUUAUAGAAAAAAUUCCUAUACCUUAGUAAGCCUAU